Messenger RNA from Colletotrichum karsti, 744 nucleotides. Its product is annotated as cellulose-growth-specific protein. Lineage: Eukaryota; Fungi; Ascomycota; Sordariomycetes; Glomerellales; Glomerellaceae. Bases 1 to 744 code for a protein of 247 amino acids. Gene Ontology annotation, molecular function: protein binding. The transcript is spliced from 7 exons. The record is from RefSeq and is a predicted model, not a curated record.
AUGAAGAUCACUGCUUGCCUUCUCGGUUUUGCUGCGGCUCUGGUCGCCGGCCACGGAUACGUCGACAACGGUACGAUCGGCGGAACCUACUACCAGUUCUACCAGCCGUACUCCGACCCCUACUACGCGACACCUCCCCAGAGAAUCUCCCGCGCGAUCCCCGGAAACGGACCUGUUGAAGACGUCAACUCGAUCGACAUCCAAUGCAACGGAUACACCGCCGGCGGAGUCAGCGGCUCCAAGCCCGCUCCGCUGCACGCCACCGCCGCUGCCGGAUCCAGCGUCACCCUGAAAUGGACUCUCUGGCCCGACUCUCACGUCGGUCCCGUCAUCACGUACAUGGCUCGAUGCCCUGACGCUGGUUGCAACAACUGGCAACCCGGAACCUCUGCUGUGUGGUUCAAGAUCAAGGAGGGCGGUCGCACCGGCACCUCCAACACCUGGGCUGCUACUCCCUUCAUGGUUGCCAACUCGGCCUACCAAUACACCAUCCCUUCGUGCUUGAAGUCCGGCUACUACCUCGUCCGCCACGAGAUCAUCGCCCUCCACGCUGCCUACUCCUACCCCGGUGCACAGUUCUACCCGGGUUGCCACCAGCUCCAGGUUACCGGCUCGGGAAGCAAGGCUGGCAGCCCGCUUGUUGCUUUCCCUGGCGCGUACAAGGCCACCGACCCAGGUAUCACUUACGAUGCCUACAAGGCCCAGACUUACACCAUCCCCGGCCCUGCUGUGUUUACCUGCUAA